AUGUGGGACUACAUGUGCAAUGAUAAACGAGAAACGAGCAUUGUCAUUGUCAUUUCGCCCUUGAAUGCACUUAUUGAGGACCAAGUCAAUAGUUUGAAGGAAAGAGGAAUUAAGGCUGGUGUGCUACGUACAUCUCGUGCAGAAAAAAUUAAUGCCGCUAAUUCUCAGAAUGACGACAGUGGGUCAGAGGAUGAAAAUGAAGUUUCUGUGGUAUCGGAAAAAAAGCCCAACUACUGUAUCAGCGAGCCUGAACUAUUCAAAUGUGUCCAGGAAGGAGAAUUUAAGCUUUUAUUUACUCAUCCAGAGGCUUUUAUAUCGUGUAAAGAUGGUAGAAAAGUCCUUCAGUCAGAUUUAUACCAAAAUCGCGUCGCAUUUUGUGUCAUUGACGAAGCUCACCUGAUAAAGGAAUGGGGCUCAGAGUUCCGCCCUGAUUUUGGAAAGUUAGCCCAACUUGGGUCACUGUUUCCGACCGCACCUAUUCUGGCGUUAACGGCUACUGCCCCCAAAGAACUUGUAAAAUAUCUGAAAGUGAAUCUUCAACUCAGGAAUCCGAUGGUACUCGUGGGAAAUUUAGACAGAAGUAACAUUUUUAUUUGUAAAGAAAAGAGAAGGCCCUCAUCAUUUGGAGUAGACAGUUACAACGACAUUUUGGUACCCAUUGCUGAGGAACUAAGGAUAAAAUUAAUCAACUACCCCCUUACCAUCAUCUACUUGCCCUUGAAAUGGUGCGGGUAUGCUUUCAAGUUAUUUCUUACCGUGCUCGGUGAGCAGAGUUUCUAUCCGAUAAGCGUGGACAAAAAACCCGAAAACUGCCUGUUUGCGCAGUACCAUGCGCCACAGACAGACCUAAUGAAAGAUGAAAUUCUUAAGCAGCUAACCGCGACGGAAGUUUGCAAAAUUCGUGUUGUCUUUGCCACAGUAGCAAUUGGAAUUGGUGUAAACAUUCCUAAAGUAAGACAUGUUAUUCAUUUAGAUGUUCCUCGGACUGUAGAGUCAUACUACCAAGAAAUUGGACGAGCGGGUCGGGACAACCAACCUGCCAGAGCAACACUCUAUUACAAUGGUAGUGACAUAGCUUCCAACAAACCUGGGAUGACGGACGAAAUGCGGACCUAUUGCAAGCUUACCAACAGCUGUUUGAGGGAUUAUGUUCUAACUUACUUAGGUUCAACACGUUCAAGUCGCCAACCAAUUGAUGGUUUUCACGGUGACGUCAUCAGAUUGCAAAGUCAAAAAAGCGAGGUUUUACGAAUUCUUAUUUACACUAGGUUGAAGAUUGAUAGGAAAUACAUCUUUGUACAAGUUUCCAGCCCCGAAGCAUGUUUCAUUUCGAAAAUACAGCAGUUUGAACUUCCGAGUUUUCACAGUGCGUGACACCAAAAGAGGAAUGCUAUCUCCUUGAAAAAAGUCUCUCCGCUUGAUUUUCAGCAGUUUAACCAUUUCAAGUAUUAGAAGAUAUGUUUAUGCGCAAGUAUGCUAGUUCUCGAGUGAAAAGGAAGAGCUUUUAUAGAAAAAGUGAACUCCAGAUGUUUUUGUUGAUUUCCGGCGGCCAUAUUGGUGGACAGUUUCUGUCCACCAGUAUGGCGUCUCCAUACAAAGCUCUACAAAGGUGCGUGAAAUGUUUCGGCAACUAACUCAGAAACUGUGGGCCACAAAGACCUGAGAUUUGGACAAAUUGUUUACAUAUUAGUCUUUUAUAACAUUUCAUUUUCUUGGCUUCUUUCACUGGACGGUUUCAGAUGUAUUUUUUUGUGUCGUGUUUAUUGCGUGACAGUGAAAACGAAGAAUACCCGGGCAACUUUGUUGUUCCAAUUGCAGUAACAGCGAGCAACAGCACCCUAAAGAAGCACAUGUCACCCAUCUUAAGAAGUCCCCUGAGCAAGAUCAAGACGCUGUGAGAAGGGUAUCUGAGGAGGAGCGAAAAGAGAUCCGUAAGCAUUUAUUAAAAUAUCGCCUCCACCUUGGCGCAAACCGCAGGAGGUUUGGUGAUAUUGAUUCGUGCACUGGUUUCACAGUUAAACUCAUUGACAAUGUUGUCUCAAAGUGCGAAUUUUUAUCCUCAACAGAAGAAAUUUUUUCCUCUUUUCAGAUAUGGGAGAGAUCACACGCAGAGGUCGUUUUGCAAGUGAUAAAAAGCGUGUGUGACGAGUCUUAG
Porites lobata is the source of this 2155-nucleotide messenger RNA. Lineage: Eukaryota; Metazoa; Cnidaria; Anthozoa; Scleractinia; Poritidae. The record is from the annotation of a GenBank genome assembly.